CAAUAAGGCGCGCAGAGAGUUCUACGCACAGUUUAUCAACGAAAACGGAAAUGACCAAAAUAGACUGUUUAGAGCAACAAAUGCCCUCCUCCACCCGAAGGAUGAAGUGUGCUUCCCUGAUUACUCUGACGAUACAUCACUUGCGAAUGACAUUGGCCAUUUUUUUUAUAAAAAGGUCAUCAAUAUUCGUAAAGAGCUUGAGGCUGUGGUUAUUGAUCAAUGUGAUAGUUCUCGACUAAUAAAUGACCCUAAGUUUGGUUUUAAUCAAAGUCUAGAGAAAUUCGAGGUUCUUUCAACUGACAUGGUGUCCCAGCUUAUUCAGAAAUCAGCGAAGAAGAGUUGCGCCCUAGAUCCUAUGCCUACAUCACUCGUGGUCAAGAGUCUAAACGAACUGCUACCUGUCAUUACCUGCAUGAUCAACUCCUCCCUCUCGCUAGGUUAUUUUCCUUCUGCUUGGAAAUCCACCCUUGUUGACCCAAGGCUCAAGAAAACUGGUCAACCUGCAUCGCUAUCAAAUUUACGACCAAUAAGUAAUCUCCAGUUUGUAUCUAAACUGACGGAAAGAGCUGUAAGUGACCAGACACUUGAACACAUUAAAUGUUCAGAUAUACACCCAAUCCUACAAUCAGCAUAUCGAGCUGGUCAUAGUACGGAAACAGCCUUACUAAAAGUACAUAAUGACAUCAUGUGCUCUAUGGACCAACAAAGAGUCUCGCUACUAGUACUUUUAGACUUGAGUGCUGCAUUUGACACUGCAGAUCAUCAAGUGUUAUUACAUCGUCUUGAGGUCAGCUUUGGAAUAACAGAUACUGCCCUUAAAUGGUUUAAAUCCUACUUAACUAACAGAUCUCAACGUGUGCUAAUAAAUGGUAACUACUCCGAAAGUUUCUCUCUCCCUCAUGGUGUUCCUCAAGGCUCUUGUCUCGGUCCGUUGCUUUUCACAAUCUACGCAAGCAAGCUAUUCGAAAUAGUUAAGUGUCACCUGCUAGACGUGCAUGCGUAUGCUGAUGAUACUCAAUUAUACCUUUCUUUUAAGCCGGACGGUGCUACUAAUGAGCUUGAUGUAAUAUGUGCACUACAGAAUUGUAUCAAGGAUAUCAGGACUUGGAUGACAGUUGAUAAGCUUAAACUGAAUGAUGGGAAGACAGAGUUUUUAAUAAUUGGAACUGCUGCUCAGCUCAAAAAGGUUAACAUCUCUAGUAUUGUCAUUGGUCAAGAUAGUGUUCCAGUAGUAUCGUGUGCCAGAAAUCUCGGAGUAUGGUUUGAUAACAAUCUUAAUAUGUCACAUCAUAUAAAUAAGACUGUAGUAUAUCAUCUUCAUAACAUUAGACGUAUUCGAAAGUUUUUAAGCUAUCAAGAUAUAAAGUCUGUGGUCCAAGCACUAAUAAUGUCAAGGAUAGACUACUGUAACAGUCUUCUAUUUGGUGUCACAGAUGUACAUCUGUCUAAACUACAACGGCUGCAAAAUACAGCAGCACGUCUUAUCUGUUCUAUCCCUAAACAUGAUCACAUCACUCCGACUCUCAUCAAACUACACUGGCUUCCCGUUCGAUUGGGGAUCAAGUUCAAAAUUGCCAUGCUUGCUUUUAAAUGUGUCCAUCAGUAUGCACCUCUCUAUCUUGUCGAUCUUUUAAAAGUAAGAAAGACAUCGUGCUAUAGUCUAAGAUCUAACGAAGGCACACUGCUUGAAGACUACAGUACAAAAACAAAGAAAACACUCGGUGACAGGGCAUUUGUAACCUCCGCUCCAAAAAUCUGGAAUGAAUUACCUAUGUAUAUUAGAAAUCUGCAUAACUUUAGUAUUUUCAAGAAAUUAGUUAAGACUUAUUAUUUUGAAGAAGCCUUUAAUGUAAAUACUUCAUGUAACAUAUAAUCUAUAUAAUCUUCUUUAUAUUUUUAGUUAGUAACCAUUCAGCAUAGAAUAAUUUUAGUGUAAUUAUGUUUUGUGAUGCGCAUUUGAUCAUAUACUAUAACAUGUUAAUUUGCGCAAUAUAAAUAUUAAAUACUAUUAUUAUUAGUAUCAUAAUGACCAUACAUGCAUGAGACCUGCCAAAACAAUCCAUACUUGUGUUAGUAUAGGCAGGAUUUGUCGAUUAUAUGAUACUAGUAUAAUUGAAUUCUUUGCGAUAAAUAAAGCCGGUAUGUUCGUGUUUCGUUGUUCCGUGGGGUUCAAUCGAUAUUAUCUUCAAUUGGAUUCAGCGCAUCAAGUCGCUUGACUAUAACGAGCGAGAAACUGUGAGUUUGUAACGGUUCCCGAUUCAAGACAGAUGCUAGCAGCAUAUACAAUGUAAGUUAUAUUUUGUCACUUUGCACUUUACAGUAUUACGUUUUUACUCCUAAUUUGAUUCUCGAAUCUUACUGGAACUACAAGACAACGUCGACGAGUACUCGAUAUUUAUAUUGUUAAACAGCGUCACCGAACUCAAUGCCAAUUCUUAGUAUUUCUUACAACCGGACCAUAUUUGAAUAUAUAGUCCCAAAUUUAAAUAUGGCAUUUGUUCGUCCAAUCAUUCGCAUUUUGGUGUCAUUUUUACCGUUUUGACGGCGGUUUUGCUUUUAAAGCUUUGUUUUGAUUGAUAUAUAGACUCAGUUAUAGUUAACGCUUCUAAGAUAGUCGGUCCAUCUACGAACUUUGUUCGAAGAAAAUAUGUCCCACCAUGUGGCAGUCGUUUAUAAACACGCUAAUAUCUAUCAUACUAGGUUUCAUAUAACUAUGGAGUUUUAUAUCAUUUAGCUGAAUUAUUCGCUUCAUAUUUGUACAAAUUGUCUGAGCCUUUUGACUCGCAAGCACUCGCAAGUUGCGAGUGACGAGUGCUUGCGAGUGAGGUGAAAUGCGAGUACUCGCGAGUAGCGAGUCAGAACGAGUACUCGCUUUGACUCGCGCGUACUCGCGAGUACUCGCUACGCGCGAGUGGAGGUACCCUUACUCGCGACAGGUACUGUAUGUCUGUGGUACAGUAUAUUAAAUGGCUUCUAAGUUCUAAAGCAAUCAAAUUUGUGGUAAAAUAUUACAUAUCAGCUCAUUCUUACUGGAGCAACCCUCAGGCUAAGUCGAGGGCUUUUGUCAAGCUUGCUAUUAUCUCAGAUUCUCAGUUAGUUGCCUCCCAUAGCUCCUGGCCAUGGCAGCCCACUUAAUUCAGUAAUAUGAAAUUUAACGCAGAGCCAAAAAUAAUUAUGUAUAAACAUACAGGAAUAACAAACUAAAAUAACAUUCUUCUAUAUUCCUAAGGUGCUAUGGUAACCGCCAGUCUUUGGCAGCAACACAGCGAUCACGCUUUGCCAUGGCAUUUGAAAGUACUGAAGAUGCAAAACAUUGAAGCAGUGUAGAAGCUGGCACAAAGAAGAGAAGUCCUGUUGGAAACUUACAAAACAAAAAUUUUGAUAAGGAGAAAAUGAAAGAGGAAGUGGAAAUUUAUCCAGAUAAUAUGGUUAUAAACUGGUCAACUCUAGCAAGAAAGCACAACAUCAGGAACACUCAGGGUCAAAUAGCAAAGAAUGGAGGUCAAAUUGCAAAAGAAUGGCUAAAAUCUGCUGCUGUUGACAUCAAUCGAUUCAAGCGCAAACUGAUGGGAACGAUGAGAAAGUGCGACGAAAGAAACUGAGGGGACAUGGUGGAGAAAUUAGUGUCGCAGUGCCACAAACAACGGAAAGUGUGAAGGCUGACAUGAAAGAAAAAAUCUUGUCGGGUGAAUAUACUGUUGGACAACAAAUACUACCACGAAAGGUGUGCAUGUGUACAUAUAAAUACAUACAGUAUAUACGUACAGUAACUCAACUUCAACUCAUCUGAUUUUAGUAAAACAUUUGACACAAACAUUCAACACUACUAAUACUGUAUACUGAAUCUUAAUUAGUAGAUAAUUAAGGCACUUUUAAAGACAAAUCAUGAAUAAUUUCCUACCCCAGUUAAUUAAUAUGGCACAGGCGUAUUAUGUGCAAAUAUUAACUUUAUCUUUAUAAAAUUUUACUCACUUUCUAUUUCUAGUAUGUCAAGAUGGUACUCAGUGAUUCUGGGGAGAUGGUAGAAACAGAGUUUAUGGUCGAUGGACGAAAGCAGCCACUGCUAGAAAUAAGAGAGAGGAUGCUUUCGAGUCAAGAAAAAUACAUGAGGCAGAGGACCAAUGACGAAUAUGACAAGCUGACAAAGGAUAGUCUGACAAAAUCAUUGAAAGCGAUUAAUGAACACAUCGAAGGAGAAAAUGAGGAUGAAAUGAGAGCUAGGCUGAAAGAUAUUGAAAGUACAAGGCACCUGAAGAUGUGGCAUGAUCUUUCAACAAUUGCCAAUCAUGGUCACUUAGUUUUCAUGGUGUCAUGCCUUUAUGACCCUGCGGUGCAUUACACGACAGAAGAAUAUCAAAACCUUACUGGAAAUAAGAACAUAGAUAUACAAAUGAAAGUCCAAACACCUGAAGUCUAUAUUGUUGCAAGGUCUGGUAGUUCAGAUGUUGAGCAAUUGUCCUACAUUGACACACGACUUGAGUGCUUGCAGGACAUGAAAGUAAAGCUCCAAACAAAAUCUGGAAACAAUGUUACUGACACAAUGCGUUUCUUUCAUGGUGACAGUCCAGCUCGCCAACUUGAGGCUGGUCAACAGAAAGGAGGCAAUUUUUACUGUUCAGGAUGUGGUGCAAAUGCACAAGCAUAUCAACUGGACAUUUGUUUUUCCUGCCACUACCUGUCGUUGUCUGACAGACAACAGAUAGUGCUCGCCGGUCCUCUAGGAAGAAAAAAUUCCCUGGCAAAAUCUCCCAAGCCAUUCAAAAACCUAAAGAAGGAUGAACUUAUUCGAGAACUAAAUGCCAGAGGAAAUUAUGAGGGUGAUAAAAAGAAUGAACUUGAGAAGAUCUUGGCAGAGGAUUUACAUGGGGUUCAACGAGUACCAGCAUUACUUUACACAAACCCAACAUCAACUCUCCAAUCCAUCAACUGUGACAAGUACGAGAUCCUUAGCUUUGAACCACUUCAUGACAUCGGAAAACAUAUUGAAAACAUUUUUACUGAACUUCCACAUCACCUUCCUGAAAGAGAGGCUAUUGCUGUCAAGGACAUUAUUACUUGUACAAUUGGUGGGAAGGAAACUAAACGAACAUUUGAUUAUCGUUGUGCUCUUAUCAUCCUUGCAAAACAAUCAUCCAAGAUUAUCAGUUCGAAGCUGGUUCAGCACCUUUUGACCACACUGGUGGAAAUUCAAAGAAUUGCUUACAGUUCAGAAGCGGAGAGAACUCCUAAGUCUGUUCUUCGCAUGCACAACAUGACAUGGUAUCAUGGCAUCUUGUGUAGAGAAGUACUUGGAUUCAAGCUUAAGGAAAUUACCACCCGUAAGCUGUAUGGCAAUUAUUAUCAUAACAUCACCAGCCACGCUGCAAUACAACAUCGCCUGAUCAGUGGAAAAGCAUGCAAUGUCGAAGAGCAAGAACGAAUCUUUAACACCAUUACCAACAUCACUGUGACGACCUCCUCCUACCACCCGAGUCACAUCAUUGGAAACAUCUUCAUCAGACUGCAAGCCGAGAAACAGAUGCAAGCUUUCCAAGGCUCUUGUUUCUCUAAGCAAGAAGCAUCUGUUUCUAAGCUUGCAGCAUCACUACCCUCAUGUGGUAACACCGUAAUUCCACAAGACCUAAAAGAGAAGCACAUCAGAUCAUGGCAAGCUCACCUUGAAAGAGUUAGUGAUUUUCUCCUGCCAGGUAAAGGAAUCUGGUGGAUUGAGCAUGAGGAUGGUGAUACUGAAUUUCUUGAUGGGGAAAAGGAAUCAAAUAUACGUGCGCAAGGUGGGGAAAAGGAAUCAAAUAUAAGUGCGCCUUUACUUCACCACUUUCGGUCUAGCAAUUUUUGUGUUGAAGAACAGUACCUUAUCGAUUGUUGGAAGCAAUGCUUAACAAAUGGUGUUAUCCUUCCAAUAAAGGCCAUUCGAGUUGAAGAUGAGCAUGGUCAGCUUAAGAUUGUGAUUACCUCACCAUGUGCUAAUAUGGUUGUCAAUGACAAUGCGACUAAUGAAGAACAACAGGCUGAAGAACAAUCUAACAUGGAAGAACAGCCAGGCACAGAUGAACAACGUCAACAGAACGAAGAGUUUGAACCGGAAAUUGUUGGAUUCCACCUAGAUAAUUCAUUUAACACUUUUGAUCUAGAACCAGCUGAGCUUGAUGAGGAUAACACAAGCAGUAUAAUGCCUGACUCAAGUGCUAACAGUGAGCAACAUGGUUGUACAGAAGUAUCAAUAGGUAAAGUAUUCUCCAGAGGUCUAGUUACUGUAUAUAGCCAUAACUAUAGCACAUCACCUAUCAGGGCCGUAGCUAGACACGAUAAUUGUGGUGGUGUCUAUUCAUAUAUUCAUGUUUACAUACCAUAAAAACAAGAAUUCCGUCUUGCAGAACACAAAUAUAUGAAUAUACCCCCCCCCCCCCUUAUCGUUUUAGCCACGGCCAUGUCAGCAAUAGUGUAUAAAGAUGUACAAUGGGUUUCUGGCUUAUCUGUAUGGUACGGCAGUAAGUAUUAUCUCAGAAUUAUAAAUAACCUUAAUUAGUAAACAUUAAUUGUAUGUUUAUGUUCAUUACAGAUUCUGCCUGUUCAGUAGGCAAUGAGCUAGAAACAACACUGAGACAUCCUGCAACAGUAAACAAAGAUGAUUGUUCUGGUAUCAACUGCAAAGUCCAAGCUGAAAAUUCUGUGGGAUGUGUAACAAAAUUAGGGAAAGCAAUUGUGAUGUGA
Paramuricea clavata is the source of this 6711-nucleotide messenger RNA. The record is from the annotation of a GenBank genome assembly. NCBI's taxonomy places the organism in Eukaryota, Metazoa, Cnidaria, Anthozoa, Malacalcyonacea, Plexauridae.